Molecule: messenger RNA, 5861 nt
Organism: Schistocerca americana (American grasshopper)
Lineage: Eukaryota; Metazoa; Arthropoda; Insecta; Orthoptera; Acrididae
Gene: Blimp-1
Product: PR domain zinc finger protein 1
Exons: 11
Coding region: 1-2721 (906 amino acids)
Biological process (GO): regulation of transcription by RNA polymerase II; cell fate commitment
Cellular component (GO): cytoplasm; nucleus
Molecular function (GO): histone deacetylase binding; DNA-binding transcription repressor activity, RNA polymerase II-specific; RNA polymerase II cis-regulatory region sequence-specific DNA binding
Source: RefSeq, a predicted model, not a curated record
AUGGGGCCCACUUGCCGCGGAGGCGGCGGGGGCGGCAGUAGCGUCCCCGUGUCGGCCGUCGUUGGCGCCGACCCCGCUUUUGACCCGAGCACCCUUCGAGAGGAUGAGUUCGAGAAGCACGUGGUGUACAUCGUGCCUGACGUCGCCACGGAGCCGGGCUGCCCCAACCGCGCGCAGGAGUCGCUGCCCCGCAACCUGGUGCUGCGACCCAGCCAGGCGCUCAGCGAUGUACAAGGUGUUUGGAGUACUGGGUACAUACCACCAGGAACCAGAUUUGGUCCUCUUGUUGGAGAAGUUUAUGCCAAGGAUGCUGUUCCCAGCACUGCCAACAGAAAAUAUUUCUGGAGGGUGCAAAUUAAAGAAGAACUGGGACACUGGCCUAAGGUCUACAAGGACAAUGAAUUAUAUUAUUAUAUGGAUGGUUAUGAUGUCAGCAAGUCCAACUGGAUGCGAUUUGUAAACCCAGCAUAUUCAUCAGAGUCUCAAAAUCUGAUUGCCUGCCAGUACAAGAUGAAUAUCUAUUUUUACACAAUCAAGCCAAUCCUACCCAACCAAGAGCUGUUAGUGUGGUACUGUCGAGAGUUUGCAGAAAGGCUUAAUUACCCACUCACUGGGGAGCUCAUGUUGCAGAGAAUACGACAGCAGGUUAAUGGUGUGGCACCUCCAGCCUCACUGCCUGAGGUAUCAACAACAGCUGCAGCCAGCCCAACGCGGCCUCCCAGUAAGGAUGCUGGAGCACCAUAUGAACCAAGAACCACACAGUUCACUCCUACAGCAGAUGGUUCUGUGCGUUCUGAUGAGGGCUACCACAGCAACGAAUACCAUGAUGAUGCCUUCACACCACCUGAGGACAGCAGUGAUUCAGACAGUGAUAAUUAUGUCCUCGAUUUCAGUAAGAAAUCAUCCCAAAAAGAGACAAGUGUUGUUGUUGAACCACCAGAUGUUCAGAAAAAUGAAUACCGGAAAGUAAAAAUCAAGAUAACAAAAGCCUACCAUUACAAAAGUGCAAAGAAUGAAGCAGUACCAGAAACAACUGUUGUCGCAGACCAUGAGAAGGAGAGGUUAUCGCCUGUCGCUACAGUUCAUGCACCACCAGCACCAGUAGCGGUGCCCAAAUCUGAAGUACUAGAUGCACCACCCACCAGUACCACAUCUGUCAUUGUCAAUGAGUCAUCACUGAAAAAACCAUUUUAUGAGCCAGAUGUCGUACGUGAGCCUACACCACCAAAUCGCCAUCGUGUAAGUCCUCUCGGAGGCACGAGCAUUCUCGAAAACAUACUGCUGCGUAACAGGCCAAAUGCAGGUCAGCAAGCAGAAGUCAGUGAGAGAAGUAAUAAUAAUGAUGGUGGAAGCAAUCCACCACAUGCCACACCACCACCACCAUCUUCACCGACAGAGAUGGCAUAUUCUUACAAGAAGUCACAUCGCUACGGACCACUUCCGUGCAGUCCAGACUCUAGUUCUGGUGCAGGUCACAUCAUCCCACAGCAGCCCCCACCACCACCUCUACCCUUAUCACCGGUUCACCAGCCACACAUGAUCCACCACCCCGUACCGAGACAUCGAUCACCACGUACGCCAACCCCGCCUCCUCCACCUCCACCGCCUAUGUUAUACAGCCACCCUCAACCCAUUGCUGUACCUCCUCACCAUCUUGAUGUCUCAUAUUUACCUUCUACAGCUGGUCCAGCAACUAUGUUCAAUACCCAUCAGCCUCCAUAUCCUUACGGUUUGUAUGCCACUCCAGCCCCUCCACCACAACAAAAUGGGCACCAUCCUCAUCAUCCACCACCUCACUUACCAACUCCUUCUUACUCGCCACCUCAUCUACUACAUCCACCUACUGUUGUUAUGCACCACCCCAAUACGAGCAGUCAUCAGAUGCUAACUCCCCUUCAACCAUCUCCUCCUUCUUCAUUGUCACCAGAUGGCAGUGCGGGAGUAACACGGAGUAACAGCCCCCACAGCCCAAACAACAACACUGCUACAGGAAAUGGGCGUGGAUAUCGGUCUCUCCCUUACCCACUGAAGAAAAAAGAUGGAAAGAUGCACUAUGAGUGCAAUGUGUGCUGCAAGACCUUCGGUCAGCUGUCAAACCUCAAGGUGCACCUGAGGACACAUUCCGGGGAGAGACCAUUCAAAUGCAAUGUUUGCACAAAAAGCUUCACACAACUUGCACACCUGCAGAAACAUCAUCUAGUCCACACAGGAGAGAAGCCUCAUCAAUGUGAAAUUUGCCAGAAGAGGUUCAGUUCCACAUCAAACCUAAAAACUCACUUGAGACUACACUCUGGUCAAAAACCUUAUGCCUGUGACUUGUGCCCUGCUAAGUUCACACAAUUUGUGCAUCUAAAAUUACACAAGAGACUGCACACUAACGAACGGCCCUAUACAUGCCAGGGUUGUUCCAAGAAGUACAUCAGUGCUUCUGGUUUAAGGACACAUUGGAAAACCACAAGCUGCAGGCCAAACAACAUUGAGGAAGAGCUGGCAUUAGCAGCUGCAGCAGCUGCCGGAUCCCCCCCAGGAUAUUUUGAAUACAAUAGUAUGGAUGUCAAUAUGGGAAGUCUUGAAAGAGAGAUGCCAGAGAUGGACUCAAAAGACUCUUUCACCAGCCAACAAUCCCAGCACUGCAUUGCGACUGCCAACUUGGGAUCACAGGAGCCACCUAGGCCAAGUGUGAUAGAAUCUUCACAGCCACAUGUUAUUGAAUGCACUUAAUGUGGAAUUGUUAGUGUUGAAUACAGAAAAAUGACUCAUGUGAUGCAGCCAGUGUUAACUGAACCAACACAUUAGAUGUACCUCCAUUUUUCUGUGGUGAUGUUCUUAGUUACAUUUUUAAAAGUUCUGGAUGUUUGCUUCCCAUGAUUAGAUGUUAUGUGGUAGAACAUUCUUUGAGUGUAUAGUUCAUAUCUUGUAGUGAGAGAUAUCAUUUGUAAAACUGUGAUUGUGGACAUAAGAUCACAAAAUGCAGACAUCUGUUUAUAAGGGUCAUUACAAGAAUGGAUGAUAUUAGCAUGUGGUGUCAGUGCAAUGACUGACUCAGUUUCAGUCUAGCGAAACUGGGGACUAUUAUCUCUCUGCAUUCGUGUUUCACCACCAAAGCUCCUCAGAUUUUGCUUAAGUAUCAGUAGGAUGGUGUUUAGAUGCUAUGAAGUAAUUUUUCUUGAUGCACUAAGAAAGCAGGCUGUAGGAUUAGGAAUAAAUGUUCCUGCAGAGGUUCUGUUGUAAAUUUGUAUCUAUUUGUAAAAUAUUUCUGUUGCACAAACUAUAUGUUAUCACACAUGUGUCUCCACUCUUUUCCUCUUCAGCUAUUGAUCUUAAGAAAAGGAAGAAGUGAAAACUUCUCUCCUCAGAUAAUACUGUAAAUAUUCAGAGUAUUUAAUAUAUUUAUAUCAAGCUUGUCCAAUGUAUGUUUCUGGGAAACAUGUCAUUGCACAUGUUUUGCUCUCAUUUUAUUGUAAUUGAUGUGAUGAAUGUUCUAAGUACAGUAAUGACUUUUGAAGCAGUUAUUGGUGCCAGAUAAAACUGAUACUACAUAUAGGGGUGUAAUGCCGAUAUGCACAAUAGUUAUUUCUCUGAUCUUUAGUUUUAAAGCCAUAUAGAUAUAUGUAGCUGAGUAAUAUCCUGCUAUGUAGCUGCAGUUACUCUCUUAAAAGUAUCGACAUGUAGACAGAGGGAUAUUUAUUGUGUGAAGUAAGGCAGUUCUGUGGAAAAGUGAAACAACUGUUACACUUCUUCCAAUUUAAUUAAGUUUGGUGAAACGAUAUUCCAAAUAGAUGCUGUUAAAUGUACUUACACUCCUUAGAGCAGAUAUUCCACUGCCCAUAGAUAAGUAAAAGUUAUGAGAUACCACUGUCAAAGAGCAUAAAAGAAUCACGUGCAUAUAUGUGGAUCAAUGAGGGAACAGUUAUAAGAGGUCAUUUUGUCAUGUGUCCUGAGAAUCAGGACUGUAAAGCAUUAUACAAGUGAAGUGCUGAAUUCAUCUAGAAGUACUCCACAUCUGAGGUGAAUAUAAACUGAAAAACUGAUAUGAGGACAAAAGCCCACCGACAACUAAUUCAGAAAAAUGUUAGAAAAAAAGAAGAAAAUAUUCAAAGCUAUCUUUUAAUACUAGGGUUAAUGACAGCAUUUCCAGUUCAAAGCGUGUGUUUAGAAACAUAACUGCAAUAUUUGCUCAUUUGUCUUAAAGGGGUUGCAUCAACACUUGUUUCCUGUGCAAGUAGACAGAGUGAUUAAUUGUUAAAUGUCCUGCCAUCAAAGAGUUUAUUUAAUGGUAUAUAUUAGUCAUAUGUAAUGUAUAUUUAUUUUAUUUAUUUUUAAGUUAAACCCAAAGUUUGUUUCUCAUGGAAACAUGUAUUUAAUGAGUUGCUUUUGUUUCUCCAUCCAAACAGAGAUGGAACUUUUUUAAAUAGAUGGCUCCUCUUUAUGAAUUAAAAGCCUUUAUUUAGUAUGUACCAUGUACACCAACAUUAAAUUUUUAACUGCUGUGGAUGGUAUAUUUAUUCAAGGAAGUAUACAGCCUGGAAGCGGUGUUCCUAGAGCAAAACAGAGAAUGAUCUCAUUAAAGUUAUUGAUCACAUAGAUCUAAUCCAAGAAUUUUUUGGAAAAAAUGCUUUUCUACAAGACAAGUACUUCUGUUAAAGUACUGUGUGAAAACAGCUAUAUAAUGAUAUAAUAUUUUAUUAAGAUAAACAUUUGAAAAAUAAUGUAUUUGCAUCACUUAAGCCCACUGAAAUAAAUUUGAAAGUCUUUUCAGUUAAAUUCAUAGAACAUUUAUUUGUAAGUCACAAUUUUGUGCAUUUAUUUACAUGUACACACUUAACAUGUUUGUUAAGUGACUCAAUUCUGUGUGAUUAGCUCAUACUUUUAACUUGACUAAAAUGCACUUUGUGCCUUCAACCAAUUAUUUUAUCAUCAUGUGAAUAUUUAUUAUUGUUAUGAGCUUGAUUACCCAGAAACUGAAAUUUAUUUUAAAAUUUUGCUGUCCAUUUCUGUAGGCUUAUGCAUCAGUAUGCUGCUGUAUUUGCCUUUUCAAUUUUAAUGAGUAUAUUGUCCUGCCAGCAAAUUGUACAUAUUAGCUAAAUAUUUAUUUCAGAAAAUGUGUGCAUCAUAUCCCAUUCCCCAUAUUUAGAUAUAUUUCUCAUGGUCUUUAGUGUGUGUGUGUGUGUGUGUGUGUGUGUGUGUGUGUGUGUGUGUGUGUGUGUGUGUGUGAUGCACACAGAUGUGCAUGCACAUGUUUGCAGUGAUGGCUUUGUGUAAUUUAUUAAUGCUGUGUGUUGUUGAUGAAUGUCUACAAGUUUUUGAAAAUAUUGCUACACAUUUUUUUACAUUUUAGAAGUCUGGCCAAGCUAAAAGUGUGAAACAUUUCCUACUUGUAUGCCAGUUCUUACCAUCAAGUGCAUACAUUAAGUAUUACAUGUAAUUCACAAUAAUGUAAGUAAAGAUUGUAUUGGUAAUGUUGACAAAUUUGCUCAAUAUUACUUAUGUAUAUAGUAAAAAUGAAGCUGUGAAUAUAUUCAUAUAAUUUUAAAUAUGUAAUUAAUUUGAAGAAAUUUAUACUCUACUGGUGAAGUAUAUAUUAUUAUGAGAGUGAACUAUUGUACACAUGUUUCAUAUUUAGACUUGUGCAUCAUUUUGUGAGUAGUCAGACUUGUAAAAUGUAUUCUGAGACUUGGCACCAUAAUGGUAUUUCUUCACUGUCAUCUUGUAAAUGUCUCAUUACUAUGGUAGUAUUAUUUAUUUUGUUAAUUUAAAAGUAAAUGAAAAAGGUGAAAUCACCUUCUCUGUAAACAAAUACAGAGUUCCAUGACUGAGAACCAUACUGUUUAAGAAAAUAAAUUGUUUAUAAUAACUUGAAA